GAUGUGCUCAGAUAAAGAGUGACUUUAUUGUCUGUGAUUCGGAUGAAGAUUUAACCGAGUUUAAACCGGAUUUCUGACCGUAUCGUGUUUUGGAGUUGUGAAGUUCUAUCCGAAGCAGCUGUGGUUCCUGGAGUACGCGCUGAUCGUCUACUAGUUGUGGAGUUGUGGGCGAUAAAGUUUUGCCGAAACGAGCCAUCAUCUUCUACCCCAGGCCACGCCAUUUUGCUACGAUAAAUCUUCUAGUGGCACUCACGGUUCAUCUCUCGUUCACCCGCUGAUACACACACUACUUUGAUCAGAAUCAAAACAAAACCAACGAUGAGCUUCAAGCGAUCGAGGGAAGACUUGACCAAAUCAGAAUCGGAGGAUGAGCCGGUUCAAUCCCUGGACCAGCUCUUUUCUCGAAUGAAAUCUAUGUUUGAGGAAACCAACGAGAGGAUUGAAUGCUGUAAGACGGAUCUGCAGUCUGAAUUUGCUGUUCUUCGCGACGACAUGCAGCAGUUCAAAGACGAAUGCACCAACAAUGUCAACAAGCUGUCUGCUGAACUAUCCAAAACCCAGGACAACGUCAGCCUCAAUUAUGAACGGAUCCUCAUUUGCGGUAAACUAAACGAUCUGCUGCUGUCUGGUGUGCCGUACCAGUCAUCGGAAAACAUCUCAAAUUACGUUAGGAGUGUUUCGCUUGCCCUGGGUUACAGCGAUCAAGAUCGUCCGUUGAUAUACACAAAAAGGCUGGCUCGUCUUCCAAUCGCUGACGGCGCUGCUCCCCCGUUGCUGCUCCAGUUUACCUUCAGAGCUGCACGAGAUGAAUUUUACCGACGAUAUCUCUCAUCGCGCAACCUGUCGCUGUCACACCUGGGCUUCACGAUCAACAAGCGGAUCUACCUAAACGAAAAUCUGACGGAACUGGCAAGAGCAAUCAAAGGGAGUGCUCUUAAGCUGAAGAAGGAUGGCAAACUGCACAGUGUUUUCACCAAGGAUGGAUUCGUGCAAGUGAAAACCCGUGCGGAGGAUGAAGCUCGGCCAGUACUCUCAAUGGAGCAGCUGACCAACUAACCCUUUCCUUAAAGCGCUCUCUCUUCCUUCCUACAACAUCCAUGACUCCCAUCCUUAAUCCCGGUGUUUUCAUCCUUCCUGAAAGUUAAACCUCUCCUGAACAAGCUUUUCUUUUUUCCUUCCAAGUUAAUCCGUGACUCCUAUCCUUAGUUAGUCCAUGACUCCUUCCUUCGUGCAAGUCUUACGUUGCUGUACUAUUUCUGGAUGCUGUGAACGUGCUGUUGGUGUGCUGGGAACGCUGCUGCUGUUUUGGAUGCUGUUGCUGUACGAGUGCUGUUGAACCCUGCUGCUGCUUGCGGCGGUUUUUUUUUUGCAAUUCUGACCCGCUGAGGACUGCCCUUAAGUAUAAUUCUUCCGUCUAUCCCUUUCAACACUACCCUUCUCUAUUCUACCCUAUUCAUUUUGCGCUAUUCUUCAUGAAUCACACCUUGGUAGAAGUUGUAAUAAUUGGCUUAUAUAAUGAUUAUAAUAAUGAUUGACGAUCACUCUUUAUUGUUUUGCUUUGUUAAUUUCAAAAUGCCAACCUGGAAUAUGCAUUUACCGUUAAUUCCGUCAUUUGUUCGCGAUGUUGGCUAAUAAUGGUUUAGCUCCGAAUACAAAUCAAAGCUCGUCCAUUCCUCGUAUUGUGAUGAACUGUGCAAUGGAAUCUGAUAAGCUCAACAUAUGUCAUUUAAAUGUCCAAAGUUUAUGUGCGAGAGGUUUGAGCAAGCUUGAAGAAUUUAAGCAAUGUUUUACUAAUAGUAAAGCGAACAUUAUUUGUGUUACUGAAUCUUGGCUUACUGAAAAAAUUGAAGAUGAAUUAAUAUCCCUUGAUGGAUACAAAUUAGUAAGACAUGAUAGAAACAAGCAAACUCGUGGAGGUGGUAUUUGUGUGUAUUUUAAAACGGGUAUUAACUGCAAAAUUUUGUCAUGUUCCAAAAAUGAAUCAAAUAAUAUAACUGAAUUCAUGCUUUUUGAGAUGGAAAUUGCAGGUGAAAAAGUUUUACUUGGUGUUUUCUAUAAUCCCCCGAGAGUUGAUUGUUCAACUGUUCUUUCUCAAAAGCUAGCAGAUCAUUCUCUACAUUACAACAAAAUAAUUUUUAUAGGUGAUUUCAAUACUGAUAUCAGAAAAUCUUGUACUAUUACAGACAAUUUUCUAAAUGUUACUGAUACCUAUGGAUUAAGUUGCAUAAAUACUCAACCUACUCAUUUUCAUUAUGGAGGAAGUUCAAUUGAUCUCCUUCUAACAAAUGAUCCAGAUUUUGUUCUAAAAUUCAAUCAAGUUUCUGCUUCGUGUUUUUCGAGACAUGACAUAAUAUUCUCAACUUUAAAUCUGAACACAUCAAAUACAUCAAACUUUAGUUUAUUUAGAAAUUAUAACAAAAUUAAUUUUCAAGCCUUAGAUCAUGCUGUGGCUUCUAUAAAUUGGAAUCUAUUGUAUUCAAUCACUGAUUCUGAAAUUGCUCUUGAUUUCUUUAAUGUAAAUAUUAAACAACUUUUUGAAAAUUUUGUUCCUUUAUGUAAAUAUAUACCAAGAAAAAACCCAUGGUUCAACAAUGACAUACUCAAAGCUAUGAUUGAAAGGGAUCUGGCUUAUGGCUUAUGGAAAGCGGAUAGAAGUACUUUAAGGUUUGAUGAGUUUAAAAGGCUUCGGAAUAGGGUUACUAACUUAAUCAAUAUUGCCAAAUCAAAAUACGUCGCUAAUCGAUUAAACACUGCAGAAUCCAGUAAAGUUCUCUGGAAGAAACUUAAAGUUAUUAAUGUCAAAAGUAAACAACCUCGUGUAGAGCAAUUUUUGAAUUCAAACAAUGAAAUAAAUUACCAUUUUAGUUCUAAUUUUACGCAAGAUAAUACGCCUCCUCAUACCUUGCUGCCAAAUAACAAUGGCUUUAAAUUUUCAACGGUAGAUAUAAAUGAUGUUAUCCUAGCGCUUAGUUCUAUGAAGUCCGAUGCUAUCGGUCUUGACCAAAUACCACUUAAAUUUAUUAAGCUAAUAUUACCUUUAAUUGUAGAUAAAAUAACAUAUAUUUUUAAUUUAGCCAUUUCAACUUCAAAAUUUCCAAGAGCUUGGAAGUCAGCAAAAAUUAUACCA
Messenger RNA from Culex pipiens pallens (northern house mosquito), 3127 nucleotides. RefSeq lists its product as uncharacterized. The record is from RefSeq and is a predicted model, not a curated record. NCBI's taxonomy places the organism in Eukaryota, Metazoa, Arthropoda, Insecta, Diptera, Culicidae. The coding region runs from base 319 to 1056 and encodes 245 amino acids. The transcript has a single exon.